AUGAAAUUUUCAGUAGGCAGCGGUCAAGAGAAGAGUCCUCUCUCACUUUUUUGGCUCCCGGAUCUGAACAUGGAGAGGCCGCCGGAGAGAAGAGAGUCCUCUCUCACAGAAGAGAGAGCUGUUGCUUGGAUUUUCAUGGUAGUGAAGCCGGAGACAGCGCCGCGUCGCCGGCCGCGACCGUCCAUGAUGCUCGUCAAGGUGUCGGGGCUCCCCUUCUGUUAUGACGCCGACAUCUCGAUCAAGGAGGCCCUCGGCUCCCUCAGGUUCAUCACCGCCACCGACGACCUCGGCAACGAGGUCUGCGCCGCCCCGAUGAAGGCCCUGCCAUUGUACAGAUUAAGGGAGAAUUCUUGUGGAUGA
Striga hermonthica is the source of this 360-nucleotide messenger RNA. NCBI's taxonomy places the organism in Eukaryota, Viridiplantae, Streptophyta, Magnoliopsida, Lamiales, Orobanchaceae. The record is from the annotation of a GenBank genome assembly.